GGGGACCGCUGAUGUAAUAGAUAAAAAUACGUAAUAGAGAACAGAGAAAACUGAACAAAGUAAAAAAUAGCCCCCAAACAGAUCAUAAAAGUAUCUCUGCAGUACCUGGAGGGAUAGAUUACACUUUUCAAGAAAAUGAAUAUAAAAGGGUUUUCCAUGAUAUGUCUCUCUUGCGGUUGACACCUUUGAAAGGAAAUUCGCCCGUAUUGCAAAUAGUCAAGAUAGCAUCAUCAUCAUAUAGCAUUAUUAUUAUUCCCCCCCAAAGCCCGCUACAGUUCAAUUUGAUUACUUUUGGAAUUGCUAAUUGUUGACCCCACUCACAUCGGACCUUUUACUUAAAGAAUUUUCACCCCUUUUUGACCAACUGGAAUUGUAGCCCUUUUGGGACAUCACUUGGAAUUUUCCUUUUACCCUUUUGGACUUCUUUUGUCUUAUUUCCAACGUUGGACUGAGAUGUUCUGUAUCCGAUUGCUAACAUGGCUGAGGCAGUGCAAGGCCCUGUGGUUGGCCGGCCGUCGGAAUUUGCCAACGAGGAGGAGCGGGCGGUUCACACCUGGUCUAGAAUUGCGUCAGCCGGCCGCAGUGUCCUUCUGGAAGCGGUGAAGAUCCUUACCCCCAUGUCCCGGGAUCUCUCCAGUACCGAUGAGCUGGUCACCUUCCUGCAGGAGUUGAGCAAGGAGGGCCACAAGCCCACCGUACUGCGUAGCAAGGACGUCUAUGGCUACCGCUCUUACACAAACCAGCCCUUGACCGUGGACAUGAUCAAGCCACCUAGCCGGAAUGUCAGGCUGCCACCCAAGAAGCGGCGAAGGGUUCGAGUUAAGAAAAGAGAGGUGCAUCCUUCCUGGAACGUCUUUCAAAAUGGAAACCCCCGAAUCCAAGGAGUUCGACCUCCGGAGCAACUGAUGGACCAGUGCACUAGUGCCUACAGUAAGAGCUCCGUUCAGACUUGUGAAAUCUCUGAGGCUCCCCAGGUGCAAUCGUGCCUCAGGCUGACUAACAUCAAAGGUCUGUCUGGUUGCCACACAGCCAGACUCCAGAUCCAAACCACGUGGGACAUACCCCGUAAGACUCCCCCAGCUGUCUUUUUGCAGAAGCAGCCCCCUCCAGCACUUUCAGGAAUACCAUUGCAGCCUUCCCAGAAUGGCGAUGGGGCGUCCACCAGAGCCGUGGCCUUGUUCAGCCAGAAGAGCUUAUCUUGCCCCGUCCGACUGGAUGGCGCUCUCAUCGGUGACUCUGCACCUGUAUUCUAUGCCAAUGGCCAAGCUUUCCCACAGACUCACACGGAGCUCACCAGCAAUGGCUGGGGUGGCAACGUCCUCCACCAAAAUGGACUGGGCCCGAAAGAACUGACACAUCCCACCCGGCAAAGAAACCGCUGGCGAGAUAACAAGUGUUUGCGCUCAAAGGUUGUGAAGGUGGACAACUCUCGCUCGGUGGACGAAGCUCGAUGCAAAGCGCAGAAAAUACUGCAGGUCAACCUGUCUCCCGUGAUACAAAUCCGCCCUCUGAACCACGUGUUGAGAGACUUCCGAUACCAGAACUGAAACGGACACUCCCUCGGAGCAUACGCAUUGUUUUAUUAGUGUCUUACACAUCUGUCAAUUCCGACCAGGAUUCCCCUUUGCAGCAAAGUUCUUUCAUGGGGUUCCAGUCUGAAAGUUGGGAUUCCUUGAAAGGCAUUAGAAGUAGGGAGUUAAUUUUCCUAGCAGGCUGGGAAAUGACUUAACGUUGAUUGCUGGUACAUUUUCACUCUCGGUGCAAUUCUGUAUUUCCAUUGGAGUUAUCACUUUUUCAUUCCUCAUGGUCUUAAUAUGGUUGAAGCGCCAUUAUUUGGAUAGGAUUCCCACACCCAGUUGAAGACUUCCACCAUUUGCUUUAAGGAUGGAAGGCCACAUUGUGCUUCCCUAAAGACUUAAGAAUAAAGACAUAGCGGCAGGCCUCCAAUAAAACCACUUUGCUAAAUCCUGGAAAAACAUGAAGUUGGUCUUCCUUUUUUUGUCGGGUUGUCGCAGGGCGGUAAGGGAAUGCAUUGGGGUCCACUUGAGUGGUGGUGGUUUGCUUCCUGUUUGGGUCAAAAAGUUUGUUGCCCUCCACAAAGUGUUCCUUUUUAGUUCCACCUACAAACAUACACUGUAGGUAGUAUUUUGGACUGGAUGGUAGUAAUAUAAAAAGGUUUGCAAAAUCUGGAGUCACUUCUUUUUCAGUAUGUAUUCAAGAAUUGAUCAAAUGAAAUGUUUCCUUCUGUCCAAGUCAAAAUGAUGGGUUUCCCUUUUGUUUUGUUUUGUUGAGUGUCAAAGUUGGCAGUUUUUUGGGAAGAGUGUUAUAUGCUGCCCACCCAAAAAUGGAUUUUUUUU
This is a messenger RNA of Syngnathus acus (greater pipefish), 2357 nucleotides long. RefSeq lists its product as uncharacterized. The record is from RefSeq and is a predicted model, not a curated record. The coding region runs from base 477 to 1547 and encodes 356 amino acids. NCBI's taxonomy places the organism in Eukaryota, Metazoa, Chordata, Actinopteri, Syngnathiformes, Syngnathidae. The transcript has 2 exons.